CAAACCGAGGCAAAGCUCAGCUACGAAGCCGCGAAUCUCCAAGCUCAAGAGAGAGAAAGGGGGACUUGGUAUUCCCACCCAGCCUCGGCUCUAAUCGCCACCGUAAACAGGAUCGCCACAGGUGCUCAUUAGAAGAAGAAUUAACUAUUUGUAAUUCUAUCACUGAGAAGACUUCUCUAGUUAUCGAAAUGCCUGUUGCUUCAACCAACUCUGAGACAGCUAUGCAGCAGGUCCUGGACAACCUCGGUGACCUCCCCAAUUCCAUGGGAGCUGGAGAUCUGGAUCUCAUCUUUCUCCGUGGCCUCAUGGAGAGUCCAAUAGUAAGGUCAUUGGCUAAGGCUCAUGAGCGGCUGGAGGAGACAAAGCUGGAGGCUGUGCGGGACAACAAUUUGGAGCUGGUCCAGGAGAUACUUAAAGACAUCACACACAUUGCUCAGCAAGAUAGCACAGCAGCUGAACUGGCUCGCAUCCUCCAAGAGCCCCACUUCCAGUCCCUUUUGGAAACCCAUGAUUCUGUUGCCUCUAAGAGUUACGAGACUCCACCACCCAGUCCUGUCCUGGACCCCAUGUUCAACAACCAGCCAGUUCCACCAGAUGCUGUACGCAUGGUGGGAAUUCGUAAGACUGCUGGAGAACACCUGGGUGUGACUUUCCGUGUGGAGCGUGGUGAGCUGGUUAUUGCACGUAUCCUACAUGGUGGCAUGAUUGAUCAACAGGGGUUGCUUCAUGUGGGUGAUAUUAUCAAGGAGGUGAAUGGGCAAGAGGUGGGUAGUGACCCACGAGCCCUCCAAGAAGUUCUAAAAAAUGCAAGUGGGAGUGUUGUACUCAAGAUCCUGCCCAGUUAUCAGGAGCCACAUCCACCACGCCAGGUGUUUGUGAAAGCGCAUUUUGACUAUGAUCCAGUCACUGAUAACCUCAUUCCCUGCAAGGAAGCUGGUCUGAAAUUUGUAGCUGGAGAUCUUCUUCAGAUUGUCAACCAGGAUGAUCCCAACUGGUGGCAGGCCUGCCAUGUGGAAGGUGGUAGUGCAGGGCUGAUCCCAAGCCAGCUGCUCGAAGAGAAACGCAAAGCUUUUGUGAAGCGCGACCUUGAAGUCACACCAUCUUCAGGGGCCCUGUGUGGAAGCCUUAGUGGGAAGAAAAAGAAAAGGAUGAUGUAUCUGACCACCAAAAAUGCAGAGUUUGAUCGACAUGAGCUGCUGAUCUAUGAGGAAGUGGCUCGAAUGCCUCCUUUCCGCAGGAAAACUUUGGUGCUGAUCGGUGCCCAAGGGGUUGGACGGCGUAGUAUUAAGAACAAGCUUAUCAUGUCUGACCAGUCUCAGUAUGGAACUACCAUCCCAUACACCUCACGGAGGCCCAAGGAGCAUGAAAAAACUGGACAAGUCUACAGCUUUGUGACUAGAAGUGAGAUGGAGAGAGACAUCAAAGCAGGCCGCUAUUUGGAACAUGGUGAAUAUGAGGGGAACCUCUAUGGAACUAAGAUUGAUUCCAUCCAUGAGGUUGUGGAGUCAGGCAAAAUGUGUAUCCUGGAUGUUAACCCACAGGCUGUGAAGGUGUUGAGGACAGCUGAGUUCGUCCCAUAUGUGGUGUUCAUUGAAGCACCAGAUUUUGAGACUUUACGAGCUAUGAACAAAGCAGCUUUGGAAAGUGGUGUAGCUACUAAGCAACUCACGGAUGCUGACCUGAAGCGAACUGUGGAUGAGAGCUGCCGAAUCCAGCGAGGCUAUGGGCAUUACUUUGAUCUCUGCUUAGUGAAUGAUAAUAUGGAGCGGACAUUCCAGCAACUUCAGGUGGCCUUGCAGAAGCUGUACAAUGAACCACAGUGGGUUCCUGUCAGCUGGGUUUACUAGAAAGGAGUUCCCCUCUCCUGUCCAUAGCCUCUGAGCCUUGAUUUUCCCCACCUUCUACUAUCUCCAUUUUUGCCAGGGGACCCUAGACUUUUUUUUUUUUAAUGUGCCCAAGUCCCUUUUCAACCAUCAACCUUACUCAAGUGUCUAGGCUGUGUAGAUUAAAUUCAGUUGGCUUCACUCUAUUCUAAAGAAAAGGUGUCUUCUCAUUCUGUUUCAGAACACCUUCAGCCUGCCAGGAAUUUUUUUUUUAUUGCCAUAAGUGAAUGGAUGUCCUUCAUCUCCUUCUCUCUUUUUUUUACAGUAAGUUGUUUAAAUAUGAAUUCAAUCUGGUGAACACAGAAUUGGAGGAGGAGUGGAGCAGAGCUACGCAAUACCUACAAUGCCUUGCUAGAUUUGCUACUCCUGAUCCUCUCUUUUGUAAUUCAACCAUUGUGAGAUGAGAAGGAUAUUUCUCCAGUCACAGCUAACUCACUGCCAAAACCCCUGUUUUUCUAAAUGGACCACAAUUCUGAUAUUGCCAAAAGAACUUGUCCGCCUGAGAUAACUGGAUGUCUUGCUCACUGAGAUUGUUGAACCAGGGCAGAAUACCUUGCCCACAUUUUAAGGGAAUUUAUGGAUACAUCCAUAAAAAGUUUAUAGUGGGAAUAUAUGAAUGAUUGGUCUUUUGGCAGGAACUUUGGUUUGGAACCUAAUGGCCUGGAAACACUAGGGCAGUGAUAAGAAGCAAGUGCUUUUCUCAGUUUUGCUAUCUAUAAAAUGGGGCUAAGUACAAUGGUAAUUAUGUUUACACUCUGUGGUAUUAUUUGUAAAAAUGGUGCAAAAUUUCUUGCUUGAAAUUUUUGGAAACUUAUAACAGACAAGGUGGAUCAAUGAUCUAGCUAAACCCAACAGCUUUAAAUAAAAUUUCCUACAUUCAACUGAGAUUUCAUCCUUAUCCUACCAGCCUUCCAGAAACUGACACAAAGAUGCUUGAUUGUCAAAUUAAACAUAAUUAUUUCAGUAUUAAUCAAUCUAGGUACUUUUCCAAGUUAUGGAUUUCAUCUUCCAUAAUUCUCAGUCCUAUCAUGCUGACUGGAAAAUUCUUGGAGUUGAAAUCUAUACAUCUGACAAAUGCCCACAUUGGCAAAGGACUGGCCUGUAUUAAUCAUUGAUCCAAAUCACUGCUGCUUCACAAUAAUUGUAUAGGUAUUCCUUGACUUACAACCAUUUGUUUAGUGAACAAAGUUACAAUGGCACUGAAAAAAGUGACUAUUAUGACCAUUUUCACACUUACGACCAUUGCAGUAUCAAUAUGAUUUGUAUAUUUGGCAAGUGGUUCAUAUUUAUGACAAUUGCAGAGUCCCAGGGUCAUGUGAUAAUCUUUUGUGACUUUCUGACAAGCAAAGUCAGUGGAAAAGCCAGAUUCAAUUAACAACUGUGCUUCUAACUUAACACUUGCAGUGAUUCACUUAACAAUUGUGGCAAGUAAGAUUGUAAAAUGGGGCAAAACUCACUUUACAACCGUCUCGCUUAGCAACAGAAAUUUGGACUCUCUUGUGCUUGUAAGUUGAGGACUGCCUGUAAUACACGCUGAUGCAUGCCAUAAAUCUCUUCCCCACAAUUUCUAUAUCCAUUCAAUGCAGGCCUCUCAACCUACACUAUCUAAAUGUGUGAACUUCAGGAUUCCCUAGGCAACACAGCCAUUAUUAAGAAUUCCUUGUGUUGAGGAUGGCUGACUCAGUUCCUUGGUUGUGCCAACUUUGCCUUCAGUGGGAUUCUGUUGGGUUGGAGAAAUGCCCGUGAUAGACCAUUCAGUUUCUCUCCAAUUUGGCUUUUGCCAUAAUGCUAGGUUCAUGAUUCUAGGGUUCUUGAGAGAGCAAUUACCACUACCUCACAUACUAUGGCAGCUGUUAAAUGGUGGCAGAAGCCUCUGCAGACCAAGGGUAAGACCUCGGGCUCAGCUUUUCACUGCCAGAUCUGGAAGGGCAUUUCUAGCAAUCCUUUUAUAUGCAUUCAUUUCUUUAUUUUGCCCCUGUCCUAAUUCUGAUUUUUCCACAUCUUAAAUAAUGCUUGGAAAAAUGCUGAGUCUGCCUAAAUUGAUUGGAACAGGGAUAGGGCAAUGUAAAAGGAUGAGAUUAAUAGCCCUGAUGGAUCUAGUUUAGUUAGCCCAGGAUUCUGUGUGUCACACAGCGGCCAACCACUCAGAAAUGAUCUCCCUCUUUCUACCCUAAUCUCUAGGGUAGAUUGCCCCGUAUGCUGGAGAAAGCAUGAAUUUGUCUUGCCUUCUUUUAAAACAAUUAAAUUGUGGCCAUACCACAUCUGACAGCUGCACACACUGUAAUUUAGCUAGGCUUUGUGUAAUUUCACUAUACUGGUUCUGAAGCUUCCCUGCAUUUGAAUUCAGAAUGGAAAGACUUCCUUUUUCAACUGGAAAAAAUGACUAACAUGGGUGACUCGGUUACUGCACACCAUGCCACCUCUCUCUUGUUAGAUUUUCCUUUCCUGUAACCAGAGCAUAUACUUUGUAAAGCAAUAACUCCAUCUGCUGGUAAUCAAAUCUGGUGGGCCUAUAAUUUUAAUGUCCUACAAGAACUGUUCAGGGAAUUUGAUUCAGUUGACUAUUAUGGGGACAGCAAUGCAUUGAGGCAGCUUUAUAUUUAAGUAUUGACUGCAGCUCAAACUUCACCCCCCCUUCUUUUUGGAAGUAUUUCCAUAUGGCAUUAAAUACACACAGAUCGGGGAAAGGGGUAAUGCUGGGGACAGUUGGUGGGUGGGUCCAAAUAAUUAAAUGUUUUGCUAUUGGCCUAGUAGGAUGUCCACUUUGUCAAUGUAGAAGCCCAUCUUCAUAGCAAUCUUUUUCUGAUGUGGCCACAAUAUAUUCUAGAUUACCUCAUUAAUGAUUUGGGGACCAUUAUUCUAACCCACAUUUUCUUCCCCAUUUGCUAAGUAAAGAAAGCAUGCCAAAAAACCUCGCCAAAAUUUAUCAGAUUUAUCCCAUAUUUCCCUUCCUGUUGUUACCACAACCUCCACACUUCGAAUGUGAUGAUUUGGGCUUUACUCUGUGAUCAAUACACAAUAGAUUUAAAGUAAUCUACUGAGGUGGCCCUUUGAAGUGGAUUAGAUGAAGGAAACCAUUGGUGUCUAAGUGGAGCAUCCAUGUUUUUCAAGACAGGGCCUAUAAGGAUUUGGCUUUCUUGUCAAACAGCAAAACGGUCCCACACCAAUCCUGUUUUACAUUUUUCCCUUCAUGUUACUUAAUGUUCAUUUCUCCUGUGCUUAAGCCCUUUGCAUUCCCUCAGUUUUGAUCCUUCCAUCUGUGUGUCCUCAAACAACCCAAAUGUAACAUUUAUCUGGCUUUAAAUUCUUGCUUCCAGCAUUUUUUGUCUUGGUAAUUACAAGGGCUAGAUUUUUUUUUUUGUUCCUUUCUAUAAUAUUAGUCAUUAAAACACAGCUAUAAUAUACAUGGUCAAAUAAGAAAUUAUCCACAGAACAGUCCACUUUGUUACUAUUUUAGUGACAAUUUAUUUAGGCACUUCCCUUUCUACAUGCAUUUAUAUAUGUUACCAGUGAACAACAUUAACAUUUCUAAAAUUUUUGCUUAUAUAUAAAUAUAUAUAUAUAAUAUGUCUGUAUGUGUGUGUAUUUAAAACUGCAUAUACUGUGAAAUAGAAUUCCUUGGAACUGUCACUUCCUGUGUUGUUCUUCUUCCUGUUUUAAUUUCUUUUAAAAAAAAUCUUGCAGUUAUCUUCCCCUUGAAUAAUCUGGCGUGUUUUUAAAACCAGAAUCAUUAUUUAAAAGGUAAAUAGUUAAGUGUCUAUUUACUGUCUGUGCUAGACAAGUUUUCUCAAAAGUGUUGUUAUUUCAAUUAGCACCAUGUACCUGCAAAUGAUGAUUUAUAUCUUUUUUUUUUUUAAAAAAAAAACAUGUCUUGAAGGCUUGGCUUGGCAGAAUAUCUUCUUCUUUAUAAGUGUUUCUUUCCUCUUGAUGCUAGGCAAAAAUGCAUUCAUUGUAGAUAGCCAAAAAAGAAAUUAUUCAAGUUUUCCUAUUUUGAAUUAUGUUUUAUUAUAAUUGGAUAUUUAUUUGUAAACAAGAGCAAUUCACUGAAUAUAGGAAUGUUUCAAGUUUAUAAUGCAGUUAUUAUCAAUCACAUAAAGAAACUAAUUUGAACUUUCAGUGCAAAUACUUGAUCUUUGCUACUCAGUUCUGACCUCAUAGUUGCUCUUGUAUUGGUUUGGGUUUUUGCAAAUUAUUCAGAUCUGUGUUGAUUUGUUCAGGCACCUUGGAGUGGAGAUGUUUUGUGGUUCCUAUUCUCCUUCCAAAGUGCUUCUUCUGUAUUUCUACUAGAGCUUGGUUUGCCAACCCUUGUUUUUAAAAAUUGUGCGAUCUGCUCUGCUUGUUCAGUAUCUAUUUUCCUGGCUGUUUUUACCCCUGGUUCACUACAAAAUGGCAGUGGCAGUCACAGGGGUCUUUGCAGAAGACCAUUAACUAGAGAGCAUCAGAUAUUGUUCCAGUGAGAAGCAUAGAUAAGUAAAUUAUGCUACCACCCAAAAGUGGUAAAAACAGCAAUGGCCAAAAAAAUCAAUAUCUUAAAACAAGAAACAGUAGUUCGAGAAAGAAUUCUGUAGAGCAUUCAAAUGUUCAAUGUAUUUAGCCACUGACUGCCAUGUAUAUCAUCAGAAGUGGCUUCAUUCUAGUCCAGAAGAUAUCUGUGUGGUGUAUCCUUCUUUAGAUUUGGCUAAAGAUUCUCCUUACCUAAUCAAUGGGAAGAUACAUUAAAAAAAAAAGCAGUUAGUCAGUGCCUUGCUUUCCUUGUUCCAUCAUGGUGUCAAUGUUUUGCAGCAAGGAAAAAUAUUGUUUUAGAGUUUCAGUUAGACACUGCAGGGAAGUAGUCAAAUUUUUCCUUCAUUUGCAAUUGGGAAGGAGGAGGACAAGUGAAGAGGGGUACCACAGCUUCAAAAAAGGAGGUGAAAAUUCUGAGUAGAUAGGCAGGAUGAAAUGCCUGUUUUUGCCAAUGAAAAAUUUACAACAGCUUUAGAGGAAUUACUGCAAAACUGCUGUCAUUGGAUUUCCUUGCAGCUUCCCAAAGUCCAUGCUUGAGAUGUGGAAUGUAGCAAUGUCAAUAAUUUCAGACUGGUACAGUCUGAAGGGAGGGAUCCUUAUUGUCUGCAAGAAGUAGAUUAAAUGGUAUAUAAAAGAAAAAAAUACAUAAAUAAACAUGAUCAGUCAGAUGUUUGUGGAGGUCCACUAGCUAUGGAUUUUGGGGAAAAAUAGGAGGAAGGUGUGCUAGAUAUGUUCACCACUACCUCAAGUUACUUUUGAAAAUUAUAAAGACGGGAUACAAAUAAAUAAAUAAUAACUGCUUUCAAAAUGUUCAUAGGAAUAAUGGCAAAAAGAUGGAUAAUAAUAAAAUAGGAGGAGAAUAGAGGCAAGAGGCAGGAAGUAUGCAAGAGAAGGCAUUGCAGUUGGCAUCUAUUUACCAGAAACUUUUAUUCCUAAACCACGUGAUUCAAAAUAAGAAUGUUUGCAUUCAUGAACAUCAGGUUCUGUAAAUGUUUGUGCUUCUCCAACUUCCACUGGAUCAUCCAACAACAAUAGUCAGUUUGGAUUUGCAGUCUAACAGCAUCUACUGAAGUGAAUACUCUUCCCCCCAACUCCAGGAUUAGAUUCCAUCAGCUCAUUCCUAUUCACUCCUAUUCAGAAUUAAUUCAAACUGAGUUCAAUGGGUCUUCAAGAUAUGAUUUUAUUGGAAUUAUUGCUGAAUAAGUAACUGGGUUGGACACCCAUUGUGUGGAGCCCACUGUGGCUCCAGAAAUAAUUGUAAGUCAGAUAAAAUGUGAACAUUAUUGAUCUAUAUCAAUAAAGAGGGAUUAGGAACCAAAAUAAUUCCCUCCGCUUCUUAAUGUUUUUCUACCUCUCCAAUAGUUCAUCAGAUCUUGUGUUGCCAUUUUGGCCCUCUUUUUAAAAGAGAAAUUCACACUUUUUUUUAGUAAUUCUUUGCAUUGUAAUGUACUUUCUUUGAGAACUCUGAUACUGUUGUGUAUUUUUCUCUUUAUUAUAUCUAUUAUAAUCCUAUAGCUACUAAAUGAAACUGUUUCCUCUUUGUUAUAUUUCUGUUUACAUAUUAAAUUUUAGGAAAAAAACCAAACCCACAA
Messenger RNA from Pantherophis guttatus, 7978 nucleotides. It is a transcript of the gene MPP2, whose product is annotated as MAGUK p55 scaffold protein 2. Gene Ontology annotation, molecular function: protein binding. Lineage: Eukaryota; Metazoa; Chordata; Lepidosauria; Squamata; Colubridae. The record is from RefSeq and is a predicted model, not a curated record.